This is a messenger RNA of Oryza sativa Japonica Group (Japanese rice), 1318 nucleotides long. NCBI's taxonomy places the organism in Eukaryota, Viridiplantae, Streptophyta, Magnoliopsida, Poales, Poaceae. The record is from RefSeq and is a predicted model, not a curated record.
ACACACACAGAGGCACCGCAUUGGUAGAAGUAGCUCCGUGUUGUAGUGUUGUGUAGCAGUAGUCCACCGCUGAGAAGCUAGCAAAGCCAGCCAUCCAUUCAGCGCAGUACUCUCGGGAGAGCUAGAAGCGAUCUAUUCUAGCCACAAGGAGGAGAGAUAAACGUAUCGAAAUGGAGCACAUCGCGAGGUUCUUCUUUGGAGUUUCCGGCAAUGUCAUCGCUCUCUUCCUGUUCCUUUCGCCAGUUGUCACCUUCUGGAGGAUCAUCAAGAAGAGAUCAACGGAGGACUUCUCCGGCGUGCCUUACAACAUGACACUUCUCAACUGCCUGCUAUCUGCUUGGUACGGGCUGCCGUUCGUGUCACCGAACAACAUCCUGGUGACGACGAUCAACGGGACGGGGUCGGUGAUCGAGGCCAUCUACGUGGUGAUCUUCCUCAUCUUCGCGGAGAGGAAGGCCAGGCUGAAGAUGAUGGGUCUCCUGGGCCUCGUCACCUCCAUCUUCACCAUGGUGGUGCUCGUCUCCCUCCUGGCCCUGCACGGCCAGGGCCGCAAGCUCUUCUGCGGCCUCGCCGCCACCAUCUUCUCCAUCUGCAUGUACGCCUCGCCUCUCUCCAUCAUGAGGCUGGUGAUCAAGACGAAGAGCGUGGAGUUCAUGCCGUUCCUGCUCUCCCUGUCCGUGUUCCUGUGCGGCACCUCCUGGUUCAUCUACGGCCUGCUCGGCCGCGACCCUUUCAUCGCGAUCCCCAAUGGAUGCGGGAGCUUUCUGGGCUUGAUGCAGCUGAUCCUCUACGCGAUCUACCGGAACCACAAGGGGGCCACGCCGGCGGCGGCGGCCGGGAAGGGGGACGCCGCCGACGAGGUGGAGGACGCGAAGAAGGCGGCCGCCGCGGUGGAGAUGGCCGACGCCAAGACCAACAAGGUCGUCGCCGACGACGCCGACGCCGACGCCGAUGGCAAGUCGGCGGACGACAAGGUCGCCAGCCAGGUGUGACGCGUUCGGGGCCCCGCACGGCGCCCGGCCGACACGCACGGAAGAAUGCAGCUUAAAGCAUUGUUGCUGCUGCUGGAUUGAUUAGUGGUUAAGCAGAUUAUUGCUGUCGCCUUUCUUGAUUUUUCUUUUUACUGAUCUCUGUCUCUCGUGCCCGAUCGAGAGAGUAUGAUACUGUAUUUCCCGUUCUGUUCUUGCAAGCGUGAAGCCAUUUCCCAUUUUUUUUUCUACCGUACGAUACUGUAUGCCCCCCAGGCCCCCAUAAUGAAGAAGAAUCCGAGCAGAAAUGCAUAAAAAGAAGAAAAAAAAUCUAGUUUAAUUGGGCUGCA